Molecule: messenger RNA, 1831 nt
Organism: Centrocercus urophasianus (Greater sage-grouse)
Lineage: Eukaryota; Metazoa; Chordata; Aves; Galliformes; Phasianidae
Product: protein farnesyltransferase/geranylgeranyltransferase type-1 subunit alpha-like
Exons: 9
Biological process (GO): protein farnesylation; protein geranylgeranylation
Cellular component (GO): protein farnesyltransferase complex; cytoplasm; CAAX-protein geranylgeranyltransferase complex
Molecular function (GO): protein farnesyltransferase activity; CAAX-protein geranylgeranyltransferase activity
Source: RefSeq, a predicted model, not a curated record
UUUACCGCGUACAUAGCGAACAUAGGCGGCCCUACCACCCCGCAGCGCCAGGUGGCGCUCUUCUGUUGCCGUCGCCGCUCUGCCCUCUGCUCUCUCCCCACUUCCGCCAGGCCCCGGAAGCGGCAGAUGCACGGCGCGAUGGCGUCGGAGGGAAUGGCGCCGGCAGAGCUGCAAGCGGAGGGUGGUGCUGACGUGGAGCCGGAAAGCGGCUUCGGGCAGCUGCUGGAAGAAGAAGAGGAGGAUGGAGGUUACGUGCUGUACAGGGACAGGAAAGAGUGGGCAGACAUUGAACCCGUUCCUCAAAAUGACGGUCCGAAUCCCGUGGUUCAGAUCAUCUAUAGUGAAAAAUUUCGAGAUGUCUAUGAUUACUUCCGGGCCGUCCUACAGAAGGAUGAGAGAAGUGAAAGAGCUUUUAAGCUAACAGCAGAUGCCAUUGAAUUAAAUGCUGCAAACUAUACAGUUUGGCAUUUCCGGAGGGUCCUCCUGCAGUCUCUGGGAAAGGAUCUCUAUGAGGAGCUUAAAUAUAUUACAGCAAUAAUUGAAGAUCAACCAAAGAACUAUCAAGUCUGGCAUCACAGACGAGUGUUGGUGGAGUGGCUACAGGAUCCAUCCCAAGAGCUUGAGUUCAUAGCUGACAUUCUUAACCAGGAUGCCAAAAAUUACCAUGCUUGGCAACACAGACAGUGGGUUAUUCAGGAGUUCAAGUUGUGGGGCAAUGAACUGGAAUAUGUAGAUCAGCUUCUAAGGGAAGAUGUGAGAAACAACUCUGUCUGGAACCAAAGAUAUUUUGUAAUUUUCAACACCACCGGCUAUGAUGAUCCAGCAGUUCUGGACAGAGAAGUCCAAUACACUCUUGAAAUGAUUACAGCUGUACCACAUAAUGAGAGUGCUUGGAACUAUUUAAAAGGGAUUCUGCAGGAUCGUGGUCUUUCUAAGUAUCCAAAUCUGCUGGAGCAAUUGUUGAGUUUACAGCCCAGCCACAGUUCACCUUAUCUGAUUGCCUUUCUUGUGGACAUAUAUGAAGAUAUGCUUGAAAACCAGUGUGAAAACAAGGAAGAAACAUUAAAUAAGGCAUUGGAGCUGUGUGAAAUCCUGGCCAAAGAGAAAGACACUAUCCGAAAAGAAUACUGGAGAUACAUUGGGAGGUCACUUAAGAACAAGCACAGCUCCAGCACUGAGCAGAGCACGAUGACGGACAAGCAGCAAUAACUGAACUUGGAAGAAAUAAUGUUAAGCACUCAGGCUGUGUAGAAAAAUACUCAGUAGGGGACAUCAACUGUUGUAAAAUGCAUCAUAGCAUUCUCCUGGUGAAAGAGGUAUUGCUGCAAUAAAAGAGGACUGCAUAGUGCUGCAUAGUUUCUUGAGUUGCCUCUACUACUGGCGAUAUCUCUAGAUGUGGCGAAAAAUGAAUUAGAGCUUAAUAAUUUAAAUGUACCAACUAGAGGUAACAACAAAUACAUAAAGCUAUACUUGCUAUUUAUAAAGCACUAAACCAAUUUUUCACACCUACUUUUAUCUACUUGUUUCUAACAGUCAUGUCAGAUGCUGCAGUAAUGACUGCAAUUAAUUCUACGCAUAGGGGAUAUAAAGUAACCUACUUCAGAUUAGUGUACAAGUAGGUGCUGAAGCUGUUUCUUUACGUGAGAGCAGCUAUGCAACACUGGCAGUAUGUACUGUUGUAUGCAAUUAAUGCCAACUGUCAUUUUGUAAUAAAAACAGUUAAAGCAUUUAUCUGAAAUUCUUAGUGAUUUUUUUUUUCAUCUUUGAAUGUUCAUGGUGUGUUCUUCUCAGAUGCCAGUUGAGAUUAAAAAUAGAAUGUCUGCUUUAUGUA